AAAGUACACAAGUCAUGAAUAGCCAAGUUCAGGGGAGGUUCUCAGAGUUCUAUGAGAAAUGGCUCCACCAACUUGAAACAAACCUUCAAGAGUUGUUGUCUGUCCCAAGAGACCAGUCUCACGAGGCAAAACAUCGAGCCCUGGUCAUUAAAGCCGUGACCCACUACAAGGAAUACUACACUGCUAAGUGGGCAGCGGCUCAUGAAGACAUUCUGGGCUUCUUCUGUCCCCCAUGGCUGACCCCUCUAGAGAAUGCUUACAUCUGGAUGACGGAUUGGCGACCCUCGGUGGCCUUCCGCCUCGUACACUCGCUGCGACACACACAUGUCCCCGGGCCGAGCCUAGAGCACAUGUCGGAGGAGCAGUUGAAAAGGAUGGUGGAGCUUCGGACGAGGAUCAGGUCGGAGGAGCAGAAAGUGGAAAUGGAAAUGGAGAGGCAGCAGGUGGGGUUGGCGGACAGGCGCAUGGUUGAGUUGGCUCGCCUCGCAACCCGAGUCAGAAAUGGGGAGGUGGUGGGCGAGUUAGACGGGUUCGUGGAUGCGGCUUUGAAGACGGUGUUGGAAGGAUUGGAACGAGUGAUGAAGACCGCCGAUUGCCUUCGCCUGAAAGCAUUGAAAGGAGUGCUGGAUGUGCUCACACCCUUGCAGUGUGUGGAUUUCAUGGCGGCAACGUUGAUGCUGAAGAUUCAGAUGAGAAGGUGGGGAGAGAAAAGAGAGCUUGGCCUUGGCCAUGAUAAUUCAAACUAG
Molecule: messenger RNA, 746 nt
Organism: Nelumbo nucifera (sacred lotus)
Lineage: Eukaryota; Viridiplantae; Streptophyta; Magnoliopsida; Proteales; Nelumbonaceae
Product: protein DOG1-like 4
Biological process (GO): DNA-templated transcription
Molecular function (GO): sequence-specific DNA binding
Source: RefSeq, a predicted model, not a curated record